This is a messenger RNA of Anoplophora glabripennis (Asian longhorned beetle), 1878 nucleotides long. RefSeq names its product WW domain-containing oxidoreductase (gene Wwox). The record is from RefSeq and is a predicted model, not a curated record. Gene Ontology annotation, molecular function: protein binding. Bases 174 to 1436 code for a protein of 420 amino acids. The transcript is spliced from 8 exons. Lineage: Eukaryota; Metazoa; Arthropoda; Insecta; Coleoptera; Cerambycidae.
UUAUCGGUCCAGCUGAUUUCGUUGUGCUGUUGUCAAUAUUAAUUUGCGCCUUUUGGUGUUAGUGGUACAGAUUUAAUAAUCGGUGUGUUUGUUAAAGGGAUUUUAAAACUAAAAGUGCUUUUCACCAAGUCACAUUCCAGCGAUUUUUUUUCGAUUAGAAAAGAACUUAAAAAAUGAAUUUACCGGAGUCUGAUAGCGAGGAUGAGCUGCCCCCAGGUUGGGAGGAAAGGGUCACUGUGGAUGGAAGUGUAUUUUAUGCAAACCAUUUAACGAAAAAUACCCAGUGGACACACCCCAGGACUGGGAAGAAGAAACGGGUUUCUGGGGACUUGCCUUUCGGUUGGGAGAGAUGCAUAGAUAAAAAUACGGGGAAAGUUAUAUAUGUGGACCACGAAAACCGAAGAACCACUUACACAGAUCCGAGAUUGGCCUUUGCUGUUGAAGAAAAGGAACACGUUAACGAUUACAGACAAAGAUUUGACGCUUCCAGCACAGCACUUCAGGUGUUGCAUGGUCGUGAUCUGAACGGGAAAGUAGCGUUGAUAACCGGCGCGAAUGCUGGCAUAGGGUUCGAAACGGCCAGAUCCUUAGCCAAGCACGGUUGUACCGUCAUUUUCGCUUGCAGGAACUUGGCUGCGGCUGAGGAUGCCAUCGGCCAAAUAAGGGACGAGAAAGUCUCUGCCGGGGACAAUUGUAUAGCUAUUUACUUGGAUCUCAAUUCGCUCUCUUCUGUGAUUCAGUUUGCAAACACAGUAAAAAGCAAAUAUGACAGAAUCGACAUGCUAAUACUAAACGCCGGAGUCUUCGGCUUGCCGUUUAGCAAGACGUUGGACGGAUUUGAGACUACUUUCCAAGUUAACCACCUGUCACACUUUUACUUAACCAUUCUCUUGCGUCCCUUACUAGUUAGCGGAUCGAGAGUGGUACUGGUUUCUUCCGAAUCUCACAGAUUUUCCAAUUUAACCCCAGAAAACUUGUCUCCGCUAACCCUAUCCCCCGAUUCGGCUAGCAAGUACUGGGACAUGAUGGCCUACAACAAUUCGAAACUGUGUAACGUACUCUUCGCCAGACAGUUAGCAAAGAACCUGCAGACGUGCGGCAUAUCCGUUUUCAGUCUACACCCGGGCAAUAUGGUGUCGACGAAACUGUCGAGGAACUGGUGGCUGUACAGGCUUCUGUUCGCCAUCGUCAGGCCUUUCACGAAGUCCUUGCAGCAGGCCGCCAGUACUACAGUGUACUGCGCCACGGCUCAAGAGCUGAUCGGGGUAACGGGGGUAUAUUUCAAUAACUGUUACCAAUGCCAGGAGAGCGCGGCGGCGAGAAACGACGAGCUGGCUAAGGCUUUGUGGGAUACGAGCGUGGAAAUGAUACAGAGCGUUCUGGGGAAAAACGCCCCUGGACUGGAGCACGAGAAUAAGAGGAGUCUGGAGGAAUAAAGGAAAUUUUAAGAUGAUGUUUCGGCCCAUGUCCAGUUCGGACAUCUUUCAGUAUUACAUAUCUGUUCUGUAAUCAUCUCGCUAUUGUUACAAUAAGAGUCGUCUAUAGGUGUGUACUUGUCAUCAACGCAUUUGGCUGUUCUCCUCUGUAUCCCCCCUCCACAUGUUUUGGUACACUGUAAGUGGUAAAACAGAACAAAUUACAUUUAAUGAUAUUUUCGAGUUUGUAUAGUCUGAACACCAGAUUUAUGUGAUAUUAUUUUAUAACUUUAAUUUACCGUUACAAAAUCGACCAAUAUAGAGUUUACGUAACAGCAGUCAUAUAAUAUAUUGUACAAGGAAACGUACAACUGUCAGACUGAUGUAAAACGAAACACCAAUGUCUAUAAAAGAAUGUUUUUAUGUUGGAAAUUAAAUAAUUGUGAAAUAUAUGUGAAUAUAA